Messenger RNA from Kluyveromyces marxianus DMKU3-1042, 1857 nucleotides. It is a transcript of the gene RPN4, whose product is annotated as stress-regulated transcription factor RPN4. The record is from RefSeq and is a predicted model, not a curated record. Lineage: Eukaryota; Fungi; Ascomycota; Saccharomycetes; Saccharomycetales; Saccharomycetaceae. Bases 1 to 1857 code for a protein of 618 amino acids. The transcript has a single exon.
AUGUCAGCAGCAGACUUUGAGUUGAGGAGAACGCUUACGGAUGUGUUGGACGACGAGAUGAGGAUUAUGAGUGCGAAUCCGUUAGAUCUGGACAUGGCGUUUGGGGAGAAUCAUCACGAUUCGUUCCCGCAGCUUACGAGGUCGCAGGUGAAUUCGUUUUACGGGACGAGCAGUUUUAAUUUCGGGAGCAUGGCGGGCCAGGGCCAGGGCCAGGGCCAGGGCCAAGGUCAGGGUCAAGGUCAAAGCCAGGGCCUGAAUCUGUCCCAGAGCCAGGCUCCAGUGUCGCUUCAGGGUGGUUUUGAGCAGAAUUCGUUUGACGAAGAUGUUGCGAAAGAUGUUGCAAAAGAUGUUUCAAAGGAAGAUGCCGGUUCCGGGUUGUUGUCUGGUAGCAUGUUCAACAAGUAUGCAGAUCCUAACUUGACGACGCUGGAUAAAAAGCACAGUAGCGGCGAGAGUGGAAACAACGGCGGGUCAGCCGCGAUUGUGAAGCAGAUCAACUUGAACCUCACGCCGGUACAGCCCACCAUUUCGCUAAACACAAUCACUCCCAACCCGUUCUUGAACUCGCUAAACAGGUUCGCCAAUACGUCGCAGCAAGGCGAUGGAUCGACAGCGAACUACUUUACCGGGGCUGGGUCCGGGCUCUCGAAUUCUAGGCUGAACAACGGUUGCGGGUUCAACUUGCAAACUAGAAUCAACAGGGAGAACGUCUUCGAAGACGAGUUUUACGACGAAAGCUUCGCUGAUUUGGACAAUAUGUACGAGGAUGACGAAAAACUAAACGCCCAGACCGCAUUGCUCGAUGACCAGAACGUGUCGGGCUACCAUUGGACGGUGGACCAGGAUGCGUUGUCACGCUUCGACCAAGAAUUCAACUUUGACGAUGACAUUUCCGACGAAGAAGAGGACGAUGACGAGCAGUACGAGUAUCACGGGUUCGGGAACAAGACGCUUCCCGACAACGACGCUAACGCUACCAUCGUCGACGAUUUCGUCUCGGGGAAAAAUUCAAUCAAGGCUAACGAGGAUUCUUUAUUCAUGGAUACCCAAAGGUCGAAGGAUAGCCAAAUUAAGACCUUGAUGCAAGGGGAGGACAACUUGUCCAUCCCAAGCACAUCUCUGGUCAACCCACAGGAACAAUACCAAAACCAAAACCAAGACGACCAUGAGCAAGAGGAAGAAGAGGACGAAGAUGAGGACGAUGCUAUGUUUAGUGAGGACGAAGAAGACCCAUUGUACGAACCAGCACUAGUAAGCCCAAGAAGAAAACCAAGCAUGGUCGUAUCUGACCCCAACGGUACUUCUAAGCAAAGACAACUGUUGGCUUCUGGUGCCAGAAAGGCUUCUAGUGUUACUCCACAAACUAGUACUGCUACCACCACCACCACCACCACUAUCACAACAACAACAUCAUCACAAAAAGUCCCUACAGUCGUCUCUUCUAUUACAACAAGAAACAAGGGACAUCAACGUGGUAAAUCUGUCGAUAGUUCAACUGCCUUGGACAGCCAUAACCAUCAGACAAUCUCCCAUUCUCAUAACAGGAACGCCUCGCAUAGUAACACCGAUGAACAUUUCUGCAUGGCUAUCAAUCCUGUCACCAAGGAACCAUGUAUGAAAAAGUUCUCCAGACCAUACGAUUUGAUCAGACAUCAAAAUACCAUUCAUGCUUCAAAGAAGAAAAUCUUCAGAUGCUUGAUUUGCAUACAUGAACUAGGUUCCGAAGGUUACCAAAGAACGUUUUCAAGAAAUGACGCUUUAAGCAGACACGUUAAAGUGAAACACAAUCUACAGGGAUCAGAAGCCCAACGCGUAAUCCAAUAUGCUAAGGAUAACGUAGAAUAUCAAACAUCCUGA